UAAUAGACCCCUCCUUAGCGUCUAUCAAUAGCACUUGCAAAUGCCCCACUUGCCCUUUCAGCCUUGCCGCUGGCCAAACUUUCUGGACGAAUCUCAGCCUCGCGUCUACAAUACCACUGCGUCGUCCAAGAGAAUCUUACAAAUUCAAUUGCUCUACUGUGCCGACGUAAAUCUCACUUAGACCAUCAAGGGACUCUCAUCCAAUUGCGAUCCCCGAAAUCUUUCGUUAGGGAAGAUUAUGCGCUCUUUCCUUCACGAAUAAACCGUUGGGACCAGUCUGGCGUCAUCAGGGUCCCCCAUGAGAGCCUAGCCUGGACGAGUCUAGACGAGUUCAGCUAAACCGCGCCUCGAAUUCCAGACAUCCGUUCUUUUGACUGGUAGCGACAAACAACUCUGGCAGUAGAUAUUUUGCCCCGAAUGCUACUUGGGGGCCGUUCUUUGUUCCAUUCCUAGAUCAACCGCUCGACCGCUCAACAAACCACUACACAUCAUAAACAAUUAUGUCUCAUCCGCCAUCAACACCGGCCAAAGUGCCCGCAGCAGCAACGACUUAUACACCAGCCACACAAGAUGCCGACUUGAGGUCACAGAUAAACAGCCAGUUAUUACGAGAAGGUCACGCAGCCAAAAUCCAAGAACGCUUCCUUCACUCCCUCGACGCGCAUAACUCGAACUGGCCCUCAGCCAUACAAUCACACGCGCUGGCGUUGCUGCGAUCAGGCGAGGUCAGCACAUUCCCGGCCCUCAUGCGGAGGGUGCUCGAGGACGUGCGACGAGACACAGCAGCGGCGACCGCGGCGCUGGCUUCAUCCACCACAGCGAACAACUCCUCGCCAUCAACACACGCGAACAACGACUCCAAUCCCGCUAAAGACGGUGUGAACGGCGCGGCAGCGGUGAAUGGUGCUAGCAGGACGGCCGGUGGUGUUAACGGCACCUCGGCGGGCGCAGACGGCGCCACCAACUUGGCAAUACCAACAGCGGUGGUAGAGGCGGUGCUAAAGGUGGUCAAGGAGAGUCUAGAGGCCGUGUGUGAGAUAGAAAAUGACGGAUCGGCCGGUGGCUAACCUAACAUAAACAUUGAUUUAAUAUUUCCCAAACUAAAGCAGCUUGCCUUCAUGACCCUGGGGCGAACUCAUCAACGUUCCAUGCGACGUUAGAUGCAUAUCUAGAUGUAACGACGAAGUGUAUAACUCUCACCACCCUACCCAGAGUAAGCGAAACAAAGGGGAAAGGAAGUCAUACUGUACUACUUGGCACAUCUUCUUUCAUUUACCUACUUACUUACUUACCUACCUAUUCGUCAUCCAGACGGCAUCAAUCCAAGACCUGAACCGAGCAGAGAAGUUCGGUUGACGGAGAACAUACACCUGCAUACCAUAGAGCAAGAAACUUGCUAUUAUCACCAGUACAUGACCCUCAGUCCCCUAUCUCUAGUGAAAGUCAAUGAAUUAUAUGCGCUGUCGAAGGGGAGCGAAGAGAGAUGAACGCGUCCUUUCACCUCUUACCCUGCGGGCACCCAUCUAUAUACCUACAAUAUAAAUACCCGGUAACAAAACGGCGAAAGACUUCAGUCUCCAACUCAAGCCUCUAAACCCCGAUGUACCUAUCUUAUUCCAACUAUGCUCCAAGUUCUGUUGCAUAGGGUUCAGCAAGGUUUUGACAUACUUCCGAGGAACGUGCCAGCACAUGAUCAUCAAUCAGUCAAUGACAGGCUCGGAAUAGGUUGAAAUUUCCAGAACGCAUGGCGUG
This is a messenger RNA of Xylaria bambusicola, 1752 nucleotides long. RefSeq lists its product as uncharacterized. NCBI's taxonomy places the organism in Eukaryota, Fungi, Ascomycota, Sordariomycetes, Xylariales, Xylariaceae. The transcript is spliced from 2 exons. Bases 501 to 1067 code for a protein of 188 amino acids. The record is from RefSeq and is a predicted model, not a curated record.